Chelmon rostratus (copperband butterflyfish) is the source of this 3532-nucleotide messenger RNA. RefSeq names its product cell cycle control protein 50A-like. The coding region runs from base 245 to 1351 and encodes 368 amino acids. Gene Ontology annotation, biological process: phospholipid translocation. Gene Ontology annotation, cellular component: endoplasmic reticulum; Golgi apparatus; plasma membrane. The transcript is spliced from 7 exons. The record is from RefSeq and is a predicted model, not a curated record. NCBI's taxonomy places the organism in Eukaryota, Metazoa, Chordata, Actinopteri, Chaetodontiformes, Chaetodontidae.
CCUGGAGGAGCUACCGCUGCUAGCUCUCCAGCUAGCCGUUUGGUCAAUAAAGUGAUGGAUUAAAUCAUUAAGCAACCAAAACAAAUGACAGCAUAAUUGGGCAAUUUAAGACAAAAGUCGUCAUAUGUCAGCGCACCAGUGAGGCUUCAAGUCUGCUGUCUUUCCAAGUUAGUGACAGUGGUGGAGCUUUCACCGUUGCGUAGCUAACGCUAACGCUAACAAUUUAGCAAUUCGAGCAGCAAUCAUGAUGGCCUCUAGCUACAACGCCAAAGACGAGGAUGGACAUAUCACCGUGUCCGGGCCUGGUGGCGGGACCCUGCGGAGCAAGAAGCCCGAAAACACCGCGUUCAAACAGCAGAGACUGCCCGCUUGGCAGCCCAUCCUCACCGCGGGCACUGUGCUCCCUGCCUUCUUCAUCAUCGGACUCAUAUUCAUCCCCAUCGGCAUCGGCCUGUAUGUAACGUCCAACAACAUCAAGGAGUUUGAGGUUGAUUACACAGGAGUUGACAUGUCCAGUCCCUGCUUCAACUGCUCCCAGAACUUCAGCUGGAACAGCACAAGGCCUUGUACCUGCACAAUACCCUUCUUCCUGGAGCAGCCAUACGAAAGCAGCGUCUUCAUGUAUUACGGGCUCUCCAACUUCUACCAAAAUCACCGUCGCUACGUCAAGUCAAGAGAUGACAGCCAGCUGAAUGGAGACCUGGAAUCCCUCAUGAAACCCAGUAAGGAGUGUGAGCCGUACGCUAACCAUGACAACAAGCCAAUUGCACCGUGUGGAGCCAUCGCCAACAGCAUGUUCAAUGAUACGUUGGAGCUGUUUUACAAUGAUCCCAACGGCACAAAGAUCCAGAUUCCUCUGACGACUACAGGCAUCGCCUGGUGGACUGACAAGCAUGUGAAGUUCAGGAACCCUGGAGUCAACAACCCAAACCUCACCGCUGUGUUCCAAGGUACAACGAAGCCGGUGAACUGGCGCCGGCCAGUCUACGAGCUGGACACCGUCCCAGAGAACAACGGCUUUGUCAACGAGGACUUCAUCGUGUGGAUGAGAACCGCCGCCCUGCCGACCUUCCGCAAACUCUACCGCAUCAUCAAUAAGACGAGCAACAUGGUUCCAACUCUGCCGCGAGGAAACUACACUCUGGAGGUGGUCUACAAUUAUCCUGUCCGCAGCUUCGAGGGCAGGAAGCGGAUGAUCCUGAGCACCAUCUCCUGGAUGGGAGGCAAGAACCCGUUCCUGGGCAUCGCCUACAUCACCGUGGGCUCCGUCUGCUUCUUCCUGGGCGUCGUCCUGCUGAUCAUCCACCACAAAUGCGGCAACCGCAACAACAGCGCCGACAUUUCUAACUGAGACGGCAGCUGCCCUCCUGCUCACCUCUGCUGCAGUGUACUCUGAUCCUGUGACACAUCUGUCAACCUGAGGCCAAGCCUGUAAUACUCACUGAAGCCACUGUAACCUAUUCAGCAGUGUUUAAAGUCGCUGGACGGCGGCUGAUUAUUUGCCAAACUGAAUGGAAAAUUAGCCAAACAUUUGCAGCCAGAGUCGACGUCUAACAGCCUCUAACAGGUUUUCUUCCCUGGUAUGGCAUCAGACUGAUGUGUCAUGUGAUCAGUGCCCUUUAGAAUCCAAAAUGCACUCAGAGCUCCUAUUCAGGUCUGGAAAUGGUAAUGGAGAUUUAAAAAGAUAAGUUCCAUGUCUGGAUUAGUUUGGGAAUCUGACAGAAACUGUGAAAAAUGACUGCAGUGCUUUGCUCGGACCAAGACUGCGAGGACACAGAGUCCUCGAGGAGGAGUUUCCGUUCCACAGAACACUAGCCUGUAAAACACUCUGAUGCCAUGUCUACAUUCAGAGAAUAAUCAGUGGCUUUAAAGAAAGAUGCUCUAAAUUCUCUGCUUCCAGCUUCUCAGAUGUGAAUAUUUAAAGUAAGAUCAAUUCAUUAAUCCCCAGCUGGGAGAAAUUUGGUGAUUUCUUUGUCUUUCAUGAUAGCGAAUUGAAAAUCUUUGGAUUUUGGAUUGUUGCUCAGAUCAUUCAUGUAAAAGGCGUCUGGAGACAUGAAUUUGGCCUCUAUUGUCAUUGGAAGCCCUGAACAGCUGUGCUUGCAAUUGUUUUUUUUAAUGCCAUUAUUGAGUGGAGGGAAUUAUUUCAUUAUCUUGUGGUAACAAAGUUCGUUUCAUCGGCUUCAUUUAUCUUGUUCUCAAGAAAACAAAAGGCCGAUUUCUUGAGAUAACGAGAUCAGUUAUCAAGAGGAAACGGCUUUUCUCAGCCAGCAGCUGCUCAAGAAAAAAAGCCUUUUAUGAUGGCAGAGGUUUGCCUUCCUACUGCACAUAGUGACCCCCACAGCAUUUCCACAUACCUGCCCACAGACACCUGCUGACUGUGACCCCAGACCUUUAUCUACAAACUCAUGCUGUAGCUAAUUCAGUGGGAUGUUGUGUGUAGUCAAAUGCGCUGACACCUGCUGACGAGAUGAAAGAUUUUCCUUUAAAGACUGCAAGCACUGUCUUUCUCGCCUUCUGUAAUUUUCUGACAUUAAUGGACCAAAGGAUUAAUUAAGAAAAUAAUCAGAUUAAUCUGUAAUGAAAAUAUAAAUUUGCUGCAGGGAUCGCUUCACUGUCAAGCAAACACCGGAGGGAUGUUUACAAAACUGCAGUCAUGCUGUCAGUUGCUAUCAGCUUCAUCAAGUUAAACCAACCAGAAAAGAAAAAUCAGCCCUGGAAUAUCUGAAAAGUUUGGCCCUGACUUUCCAGGCCCCUGUAGGAUCUCUGAGCAGAUGCAGUGAAGGUGAGCUGGAGUGCUGUUAACGUGACGUCCUGAGUUGCAUGCUGGUUAGCAGCAAUGUUGAUGUGAUCAUUGAGCUGCCCGAGCGGCUCCUCUUUGUGCCUCGUCUCUAACAUCAGCCCACUUUCAAUCUAAGGUCACGCUUUUACCGAGUCGUCGCACUUAAAACGUGUCGAGCAAGUUCCGAGUCAGAGGGAACACAAAAUGUCUGGAGCUGGGCACUUUACAGUUUAAUGUUUAGUUUUUAUGUAUUUAACUGAAGAAAUGUUGCAUUGGAAAGCCAGUAUUUGCACGGUGGACCUCAGGGGUUUUGAGUCUUAAAGUUUAAAGGUUGCUGACUUGGUUUGAGGAGCUGGAAGCUGUGAGUGUGUAAAUCUAAUCCAGAAGAAUAAACAUAGUGUUGUUGCUUCAAUCAGUGCCAUUUACAUGCAAUAAUGAUAGAAUAUCAAUACAGCAUGAUAGAACAGUAACUCAGUAUGGUUCAGUACAUGUGAUUAAAUGUUAACGUGCUUGUCAUUCAGCCCAAGAGUGACUCUAAUACACACAAGUAGUUUACACCCAAAUCCUGCCUUUGUCUUAGCUCUUAACAUACACGCUGCAUGUUGAAAUGUGCUGUGUACAAAUUUAUUUAUUUUAAUACAUUUCACCAAGAGAAAUUGUUACCUGCAAUUAACAGAAGCACUAGAUUUGACUUUUUUUGUACUCCAUCUGUGUUGUAUUUUUGCUUUAAAGAAUAAAUUUGUCAUUUAAAUU